Messenger RNA from Rhizoctonia solani, 2487 nucleotides. RefSeq names its product glycoside hydrolase family 3 protein. Gene Ontology annotation, molecular function: beta-glucosidase activity. NCBI's taxonomy places the organism in Eukaryota, Fungi, Basidiomycota, Agaricomycetes, Cantharellales, Ceratobasidiaceae. Bases 1 to 2487 code for a protein of 828 amino acids. Gene Ontology annotation, biological process: glucan catabolic process. The transcript is spliced from 10 exons. The record is from RefSeq and is a predicted model, not a curated record.
AUGACCGCCAACAACCCGUUCCUCCACAUCAAUGUCGAAGAACUUGUCUCUAAACUCUCUCAAGAAGAGAAAAUCCGUCUACUAGGGGCACCUAACUGGUGGAAUACGAACAAAAUUGAUAGACUCGGUGUGCCGAGCGUACGUAUGAGCGAUGGCCCAAAUGGAGUUCGCGGAUCAUCUCACUUUUUGAGCUCUCCGGCGCAAUGCAUUCCUUGUGCAACUGCGCUGGGAUCGACUUUUGAUCCUGAACUCAUCCAUGAGGUAGGAUCCUUCCUUGCCGUGGAAGCCAAAUCCAAGUCGGCCACAGUCCUUCUCGCGCCGACGUGCAACAUCCAACGCUCGCCUCUUGGUGGUCGCUCAUUCGAAUCUUUCUCAGAAGAUCCACACCUUUCUGGACACCUCGCGGCCGCAUAUGUUUCUGGGCUGCAAGACAACGGCGUGGCAGCAACCAUCAAGCACUAUGUAGCUAACGAUCAAGAACAUGAACGCAUGGCAGUAGAUACUAUCCUCUCAGAGCGUGCUCUAAGAGAGAUCUACUUGAUGCCCUUCAUGAUUGCGCAGAGGGAUGCUGGACCAUGGGCGUAUAUGACUGCAUAUAACCGAGUUCACGGUACCCAUGUAAGCGAGUGCAAACGAUUACUCGAUGAAGUUUUGCGCAAAGAGUGGGGCUUUAACGGUUUGGUCAUGAGCGAUUGGUAUGGAACCUAUAGCGUUGACAUUGCUCUUAAUGCCGGUCUCGACCUCGAAAUGCCUGGCCCUCCGAGAUGGAGACAGCCUGCGCUCGUCAAUCACGCUUUGACAUCCCGGAAGCUUUUACCAUCCACGCUUGAUUUGCGCGCCAAAACCGUUCUCGAUUUUGUCCAAAAGCUUGCUAAGACUAGCCCAGAUGUUGUCUUUGGCGACGGAGAAGAACGUACUCGGGACGAUCCGAAGGAUCGUGAAUUUAACCGGAAGCUAGCAGGCAGAGCUAUCGUUUUGUUGAAAAAUCAAGAACAAGUCCUGCCACUCAAAAAGAAGAACGUACUAGUUGUCGGGCCAAAUGCCCAGGCCAGGGUAAUCUCCGGAGGAGGUUCGGCAUUCUUGAAGCCGAGCUAUGUGAUCACGCCUUGGGAUGGCAUCAUAGCUGCUAAGCCCAAGGAUGUAGACGUCAAGUUCGAGGUCGGAUGCUAUGCCCACAAAUUCCUUCCAACCCUUGAAAACCUACUUAAGACUCCCGACGGGGAAGCCGGCUGGGAAGCUCGAUUCUACACACACGACGAAAAUCAACAGCCGAAGGAUGAGGUUGCCAAGGUUGACUUCUUCAUGGACCAUCAAACUCAAGGGAACCUGAAAGUAGACAAGACCGCUCCUUUUGAGUUUGGCUUGACUGUCGCAGGGAGAGCGAAGCUGUGGGUGAAUGGAAAGAUGACGAUCGACAACUGGACUCACCAGCGACCUGGAGAAUUCUUCUAUGGACAAGGAAGCGCGGAGGAAAAAGCCGUAGUGGAUCUCAAGGCGGGUGAACCUGUGGAUAUUUACGUCGAAUACGACAAUUUGUCGCCUGCUCCUAAGGGCGUUCAAAUGCAACCUGCACUUAUGCGCGGUGUGCGCCUUGGUGGUGCCGAGAAGAUCGAUCCCGAAGAGGCACUCAAAACCGCAGCGAAGGCCGCAGCUGAGGUGGAUGCUGUGAUUGCUGUAGUUGGACUAAACCACGAAUGGGAGAGCGAGGGCUUUGACCGCCCGACAUUAUCGUUGCCUGGACGUCAAGAUGAGCUCAUAAAAGCAGUUGCAAAGGCGAAUAAAAAUACCGUAGUAGUGGUCCAAGCCGGAUCCGCCGUAAGCAUGCCUUGGGCAGAUGAUGUCACUGGCAUACUCCAGGGAUGGUAUCUCGGGAACGAAGCAGGCAACGCGAUUGCCGAUGUACUAUUUGGCAAAGUCAACCCAUCUGGCCGGCUUCCUAUCAGUUUGCCCAAGCGAGAAGAGGACAUUCCGGCUCACCUUAGUUUCGGAAGCGAAAUGGGCAAAGUGCACUACCGAGAGGAUGUAUUUGUGGGAUACAAGUACUACCAGGCGCGUAAAGUGGCGCCGCUAUUCCCAUUCGGAUAUGGCUUGUCAUAUACAACUUUCGAGUUGUCGGAUCUCAAGGUUGAGGGACCGAGUUCCCAUGACAGCAACCUGGAGGUCAGCGCGAGUAUCACAGUGAAGAACACUGGAUCAGUAAAAGGGAGCGAGACCGUCCAGCUAUACGUUUCAAGACCUAUUGGCCCCAUUACUCACCCUAAGCUGGAGCUACGAGCCUUCGGCAAAGCAGCUGACUUGGAACCGGGGGCCAGCACCACUGUCAAGUUAUCAUUCGGCAAGUAUGGUGUGUCGUUCUGGCACGAGGAAGACGAUACAUGGAGAGCAGACGCUGGUGAAUACAGCGUACUUGUGGGGACGUCCUCGGUCGAUUUGCCACUAUCUGCUUCGUUUAAGCUGAAACAGACCUUUUCGUGGAGGGGCCUGUAG